GAAGAAAGAAAAAGCAAUUAAUUAAGCAAAGAGCCAAAUCACUCUACUCUGACUGUGUUAAAAAGGGGGUUGAGGCCCUCGUAAGCCCCAGUUUCCUUCAAUCACUCCCCAUCUAUCUCUUGCUGCUUUUUGAUUCGGCUGGGGCCCUGAGGCUGCACAUCCAGCAAACCCCAACUGGGUUUGUGAUUAUUAAAUCUUAACCAAGCAGCAAUCCCGCUCAUCUCUUCAGGCAACCAAGACCCUCAAAUAUCCGAUACUCUGUGUUUCGUCUCCGUAUUAGCUUCUCUCUUCUUUCUCCUUUUCGAGUCUUUAGGAUGGCUGUGAGUUUGGACGACGCCGAGUUUUGGCUCCCGCCUGAGUUUCUCACUGAUGACGACUUAGCCGUGGAAAAGAAUGGGAGCGGCAAGAAUGAAGGAAAUGGAGUCGGCUUGGAUACCGAGGCGAUGAGGGCUCUGUUCCCUUUCGACUUCCCCUACCGGUUUGGGUCUUUUGGGUCUUCCUCUGAUCUCGGUUCUCCGGUUGAGUCAGUGCUCGGUUCGAGCGAGACGGAGAGCGACGAGGAGGACUACCUCGCUGGAUUGACCCUCCAAAUAGCUCGCUCAACUCUCGUUGACGAUUCCAGGAACAUCGACCCUGUUUUUGCCUCUGAGAAAGCCAAGGCUUGGGGGGUGUCUGGUUCGCCGCAGUCGACGCUGUGCGCGUUGGGGAGCGGAUGCGGAUGCAGACAGGGCUCGAGCCAUGGAAGCCCAAACGGGCCUUCCCAGGCCUCUUCCCCACCGGCGACCUGGGAUCUGCUUCACGCUGCUGCGGGGGAAGUCGCUAGGAUGAGGACGAACGAAGAUAUGUACGGACUCAACCAUGGCAGAGGUCUCUUGGGUCCUCUGAGGAAGCCCUCUCCAGUGACUCUCCCCGUGAAAAACAACCCCAACUCUGAAGUUGGAUUUGUUCCUCACCAGUCUCUCUCUCAGCAGCAGUUGCAAAUGCAAGCCACUCAAUUUCAGCAGCUGAGGCAGCAGCAGAUGAUGAGGCAACAGGGCUCAGCGGCUUGGGGAGCACAGGCGAAGGGGACUGGACGAUACCAACAGCGCCAGACGACCCACCAUAUGGUCCAAAACAGAGGGAGGAACAGCGAGUACGUCGGAGCCAGAAACAGUCGCCCUCUGGGUUUGUCCCCUUCUGCAUGGCCCUCUCUGCAACAGGGCCAACCGCAGCCACAGCCACAGCAACAGCAACAGCAAAAUGGGUCUGGCAUGAGAGCUGUAUUUCUUGGUACUCCAGGUGGCAAAAGGGAAUGCGCAGGCACUGGUGUCUUCUUGCCCCGCCGUGUUGACAGCCCAUCUGAUACCCGCCGGAAGACAGCGUGUUCGACUGUUUUAGUCCCAGCGAGAGUGGUGCAGGCACUGAACUUGAACUUGGAGGAGAUGAUGGGCACUCAGCCUCAGCUUCAGCCUCGAUUAAGCGGGACUCUCACUCCGGACGGUGAUGCUGCUCUGAGGCUUCGAAGUAAUAAUGCCUUCCUUCCUCAUCCGAAGCGCAACCUACGGCCUCAGUCUGAAAUCAACCAUGAGAUCCGGCUACCCCAGGAAUGGACCUAUUGACCCCUAAUUUGCAUCUGGGUCCUUCAGUAGUUUCGUUGUUUUAGGAAAGGAAAAGAAUUUGGAAGUUUUUAGUUUGCUAUAGGGAUAGUAGUCUUAUAAAGAAACAGUUUCAGGAGAGAGGAAGAAAAAAAGUAUGAAGAACAGGGGAAGGAAAAAGGUUUUUUGGGUUUAGGCGUAGAUGAUAAUAAAUGUCUACUACUUUAGGGAAAGUGAAUGAUGCUACAGCUUUUGUUCUUUUUGUUUGGGCUCGGGGAGCGAGGAAAGAGUGGUGGAUGGGAGAAAAAAACUGGUUUUUUUAUUUUGGGAAAAUAAGCUUGGGAUCUUCUUCAAACAAAUCAUAAGGAGGGGGUAGGAAGGGUUGGACUUUUGUUUUGUGAAUCCACGACCCUUCUCUAUUAUGCAGUAGUUUUAGUAGUUUGGUACUUUUUUUUUACCAUGUUGUGUCCCUGGAAUUCGAUUCCAACCUGUCCACCCGACAUUGCCGGGAAGUAAUAAUAAUAUCGGAUUUAUUUUUUUGCCCA
Messenger RNA from Alnus glutinosa, 2119 nucleotides. RefSeq lists its product as uncharacterized. The transcript is spliced from 5 exons. NCBI's taxonomy places the organism in Eukaryota, Viridiplantae, Streptophyta, Magnoliopsida, Fagales, Betulaceae. The record is from RefSeq and is a predicted model, not a curated record. The coding region runs from base 315 to 1598 and encodes 427 amino acids.